AUGCUCCUACCGUCAGUGUCCAAGCCGUUUGGCAUUGCGGCAGCGGCCUUGCUGGUGCUGCUGUCGUCGAAAUGCCAAGCCAGCGCUGUGCCGGUGGCGGCGUCGAGCAGUGAUGUCUUGGACAGAGCCGUGCGUGACGUCGCGGCCGACGACAACCACUGGGUAGCCACGUGGACGUCGAUGCCGCAGCUCGUCGAGUCGAGCAACAUGCCUCCCUCGCCCUACUCGUCGGGCGGCGUGUUCAAGGACGCCACGCUGCGGCAGACGCUGCACCUGUCGAUCGGGACGGAGCGGCUGCGGGUGCAGAUCAGCAACACGUUCGGGGGCAGCGACCUACCGAUCACGGCGGCGACGAUCGCGCUGACGGCGGGCAACAAAGCGGGGGCGGCGGGCAUCGACACGGCGACGCUCAAGAAGCUGACCUUCAACGGGUCCGAGUCGGUCAAGAUCGCGCGCGGGCAGGUGGCGUACACGGACGCCAUCGACUUUAACGCGGACCCGCAGGCCAUGGUGACCGUGUCGCUGUUCUCGCAGGCCGGCCAGUCCGGCAGCAGCAUCACUGGCCACCCCGGCAGCCGCACCACGUCGUGGAUGCAGGGCGGCAACCACGUCCAGGACGCGACGAUAGCCGGCGCCAACACCAAGCACUGGUACUUCGUCAGCGCCGUCGAGGCCUGGGCGCCCGCCAACAGCAGCGCCCUGAUCAUCCUCGGCGACAGCAUCACCGACGGCCGCGGGAGCACCGACGACGCCAACAACCGGUGGCCCGACCUGGUCCUCGCGCGGAUGCAAAAAGCGGGCAUCACCAACAUCGGCGUCAACAACCAGGCGGCCGGCGGCAACACGGUGCUGACGGGCGGUCUGGGGCCACCGCUGCUGACGCGGUACAAGCGGGACGCGCUGAGCAUGCAGGGGGUCAAGUACGUGAUGAUCUUCGAGGGGGUCAACGACAUCGGGGGCGGGGGCACCGACUCGGGGUCACAGAACGGCAUCGCGAGCCGGCUGAUCGACGCCUACAAGCAGAUCACCAAGGACUGCAAGGCGGCCGGCAUCAAGACCAUCGGCGCUACCAUCACGCCGUUCGGCGGCAGCGGCCAGAGCUACUCGAACCCGACGCGCGACCAGGCCCGCCAGAAGGUCAACGACUGGAUCCUGGCGCCGGGCAACUUCGACGCCGUCGUCGACUUCGCCAAGAUCACCAGCGACCCCAGCACCAAGAGCCAGCUGGCCCGCUCCUUUGACGGCGGCGACCACCUGCACCCCAACGUGGCAGGGUACCAGGCCAUGGCCGACGGGUUCUCGUUGGACAUCUUCAAAUAG
Molecule: messenger RNA, 1320 nt
Organism: Lasiosphaeria miniovina
Lineage: Eukaryota; Fungi; Ascomycota; Sordariomycetes; Sordariales; Lasiosphaeriaceae
Product: SGNH hydrolase-type esterase domain-containing protein
Exons: 3
Coding region: 1-1320 (439 amino acids)
Source: RefSeq, a predicted model, not a curated record